This is a messenger RNA of Mesorhabditis spiculigera, 1569 nucleotides long. The record is from the annotation of a GenBank genome assembly. Lineage: Eukaryota; Metazoa; Nematoda; Chromadorea; Rhabditida; Rhabditidae.
AUGAGGGCACUACUCAUCUCAUUGCUACUUUUUUGUGCAGCGCACGCCGCUCCAAUCGAAGGCGACUCCGAAUUAAACUCUUUCGAUCCGGACUUUGGCGUCUACCUCGGAGAAUUCAGCAACCAAGCUGACGGUUCGGUCUCCGGAAAGCUUUACGUCGUCAACGACACGGCCCUCCAACUCGUCAACUUUACCUAUACGGGCAAGACCCCAGAUGUCUAUUUCUGGCUGGACAAGCAAGACACCCCGACCCAAGAUGGAGUCAAACUACCAACAUUUGAAUUCGGAAUUGCGCCCAUCGGCGAAUACAAAAACGCAGCCCGAGUCGUUCUACUCCUCCCCCGUUUGCACAAGAUCAGCGAGUUCGAGAGCUUCUCCAUCUACUCCCCGAAAGCUGAGCAAAACUAUGGAACCAUCAUUAUCCCGGAGAACGUUCAAGUCCCAAAGGCGCAGUUCUUGGCUGGCGAACUCAAGGGCUCCCGCUACUCUGUCGCCUCCGGUCCGAUCUUGGUCGUUGAUCGGCGCACGAUCAAAGUCUUUGGCUUUACAUUCGAUGGAGACAAAGCCCCCGAUGGCUACUUCUUCGUUGGAAAGGGUGCUAACAUUGUGAAUGACGCUGGCGUGAAGGUACCAAUUCGAGGACGUGAUACUCCUGACCAAAUUGCCGCUAUGAAUGAGCGAUACCGAGGUGGACAAGAUCUCGUCAUUGACCUCCCCGAAGACUACGAUGUUCUCGAUAUUGACUGGCUAUCCAUCUAUUGCUAUAAAUUCCGUGUCGACUUUGGACAUGUCGAUAUUUUCAACAUUUCUACCCGUAUUCCGCCGUAUGUUCCUCCACAAAAGAGGUUUGCCGAACUUGAAAUCGAUGCCAACGCCUGGCCGGUCACUCGAUUACUUGGAAAUGACCAGCGGAGGAACUUCACCUUCCAGCUCGGACUCCCCGGUGGAAAGAAAGGAUAUCAAGCAAUGGCUGGUGCUCGUCCUGCAAAAUACGUGUGGUACGUCAACGGCUAUUUGGCCGAGCUUUACCUGAAGAAGGGAAUCACAUACACCUUUAUUGUGGAAGGAGGAGACGACAAGUCUACAAAUGAUUUCUACAACCCACUCUACAUCUCCGACGAUCAGUACGGUGGUUAUGGAAAAUUGAGCAAAGAGGAGAAGACGCAAAUCCAAUUCUUCACCGGAGCCAAUCCGGAUCAGCACGUCGGACGACUUUGCGUCUGGACGUCAGAUGAUACCGUUGACGCAACGAAAUUCGACUCGUUCAUCAGCUUCAGAAAGUCGCUAACUCUGAAAUGCGAGACGGAUAAGGAGCCUGAGGUGUUUGAAUUUACUCCUACCGACGAUAUGCCAAGCACGGUGUAUUUCCAGUCAUACGCUACCUACAAUAUGGGAUACAAAAUCCAUUUGGUCGACGAGAUGCCAACUGGAGUACAGGAUAUCAUUGAGGAACCUUAUAAAUAUGAAGAAUGGUCUGCAACACAAGAACAGGGAACUGGCCCUACUUCAUCAGCUGCCACUGCCUUCUCUUGCUUGUGUCUUUUCUUCGCAGCAAUGGUUUUGAAUCGC